This is a messenger RNA of Musa acuminata subsp. malaccensis (wild Malaysian banana), 2455 nucleotides long. Its product is annotated as SCARECROW-LIKE protein 7-like. Gene Ontology annotation, biological process: regulation of DNA-templated transcription. Gene Ontology annotation, molecular function: DNA-binding transcription factor activity; sequence-specific DNA binding. The record is from RefSeq and is a predicted model, not a curated record. Gene Ontology annotation, cellular component: nucleus. NCBI's taxonomy places the organism in Eukaryota, Viridiplantae, Streptophyta, Magnoliopsida, Zingiberales, Musaceae.
AUCCAUUUGCUUUGCUUUCCAAUCUCUCUCACAGCGACCCAAAACACCCCUCUUUUAGAAACCUCACCGGUCCUCAACCAUCAAACCUCCUCUUUGCUUCGCUUGCUUCACACGACGCCCCCUCUGUUGUGUACCAUGCGCAUCGUUCCUGUCCCAAAACUCAAAAUAGCCUGACACUAAAUCCUCUCCACCUAUAUCCAUUACUAUCCCCUAAAUGCUCUCCGCUUUUGACCCGGAGGAGCAGCUUCUCAGGAGUCCAAAGCGCACAGAUCAGAGGAAGAGGGCGUAGUAUUGCUUGUCGCUGGGGAUUCGAAGCAGCAAAUGGCGUACAUGUGCGCGGACAGCGGCAACCUAAUGGCCAUCGCGCAGCAGGUCAUCCAGCAGCAACAGCAACAGCAACAGCAACAGCAGCAGCAGCAGCAACCGCAGCUGGCUGCGUCUGUUAACCCUUUCUCCACCAGCCCAUCUCCCUGGGCCUCGCACCACCAACACCAGCACGCGUCCGAUCACUUCCCCUUCGUCAUCCCCGACCCCGCCGCCGCCUUCGCAGACCCCUUCGCCCCCGACCCCAUACCCGGCUUUCUGCCCCCCGGAGGUGACAGCGGCCGCCAUCUAGACCAUGGUCACUUCCGCAUGUCCGACUUCGGCUCUUCCGCCGCCACGGUUGCCGCCGAGUUCGACUCCGACGAGUGGAUGGAGAGCCUUAUCGGCGAGUCUCCCGCAGAGAGCUCCGUCCUCAUGAGCGAACCCUGGCCGAGUGCCACUGAAUGCGCAGGCGCACUGUUCGUGGACGCCUUCCCCUCCUGCUCCGCCGACAUCAGCCUCCCGUCUCCGCCGCCCGCCGCGUCGGACCUCAACGGUGUGUUCUUUUCCGAGCCCUCCAAGAUCCCUCCCCUUGCCCUGGUUCAGCACCACCAAGCCGCCGCCGUUGUUGCUUCGAAUCCUCCGGCGGCUCAGGUACCGGCAUGCGAUCGGCCAGAACCAGAAAAGAACUGUGGUGCCGCCACCGUGCGAAAACAGGCGAGGGAGAGAAGCAUCUCGUCGCCACCUCUCCUGGAAUCCCUCCUCCAGUGCGCCCGCCUAGCCGAUUCCGAUCCCCAUCUCGCGACCAAGUCCCUGAUCCAUGUCAGAGAAUCCGCCUCGGAGUUGGGCGAUCCGACGGAGCGCGUCGCCUUCUAUUUCGCCGAAGCCCUGCACCGCCGUCUCCUCGGAGCUCAGAGGAAGCAUCCGCUUCCUACUUCCGCGCCGCAGCCGCCCUCCCUCGAUUCGUCGCCGGAGGAAUUUACUCUCUGUUACAAGGUCCUCAAUGACGCGUGCCCCUACUUCAAGUUCGCCCAACUCACCGCAAACCAGGCCAUCAUAGAGGCCACGGAGUCGGCGGGGCGGAUCCACAUCGUGGAUUUCGGGAUUGUCCAAGGGGUCCAGUGGCCCUCGCUCCUCCAGGCCCUCGCUACUCGCCCCUCCGGGAAGCCCUCCAAGGUCCGGAUCUCCGGCAUCCCCGCGCCAGCGCUGGGCGGCGCCGCGAUCGCCACGUCGCUGGCCGCAACAGGGAACCGCCUCCGCGACUUCGCGGCGCUCCUCGACCUGGACUUUGAGUUCGACUGUAUCCUCACCCCGAUUCCGGAGAUCGCGGCGUCCACCUUCCGGGUCGACCCGGACGAGUUGGUGGUGGUCAACUUCAUGCUCCAGCUCUCCCAGCUCCUCGGCGACUCUCCCGAGCCGGUCGAGCGCGUCCUUCGGGUGGCCAAGUCGCUCGGCCCCCGCAUCCUGACGCUGGCAGAGUACGAGGCCAGCCUGAACCACGCGGGCUUCGUGGAUCGCUUCGGCGCCGCGCUGGGCCACUACGCGGCCGUGUUCGAGUCGCUCGACCCGGCAAUGGGGCGCGACGCGGUCGAGCGGGCACGGAUGGAGCGGGUUCUCAUCGGGCAUCGGAUUCUGGAGGCGGUGGGCCCCUUCGAGGGACAGAACCGACGGGUGCGGAUGGCGCCGAAGGAGGAAUGGAGGGCCGUGAUGGAACGGUGCGGCUUCUCGUCCGUCCCGUUGAGCAACUACGCGGUCAGCCAAGCCAAGCUUCUCCUCUGGAACUACAACUACAGCUCCAGGUACACCCUCUUGGAUUCCCCUCCGCCCUGCCUCACUCUGGCCUGGGGUGACCGCCCCCUCCUCACGGUGUCCUCAUGGCGCUAGUUCCAAUGAUCAUCAUAACAAAAAAAGAAGAAGAAAUAAUUCAAUGCGGCACCGCACAAGAAAAAAACGCUAAUUAUUAUUAGAUUUCUAUUUGGUUCUCUCUUAAAUGUUUUCUUGUCUGUUUGUCAUAUAAGUUGGUAACGGUAGUGAGAUGCUGCUGAACUGAUCAGUCAAGUUGUCUAUUUGGUUUGUUCUUUGUAGCAACAACAUGUUUAGGUGGUGGUUGGUGUAAAACUAAUUGUAAAAAAAGAAAGGUUAGAAACGGUCA